AUGGCUGGUCCCCCAACUCCUGUGUCCGCAUGCCCACUCGUUUACUUGGAGAUCCGCGAUGGAGCGAAUGCCAAAGCCUACAACUCUUCUCGCCCAUACAGUGCCUUUACUCUGACGAUCGAGGGUGAAAGGCCCAUCGGAUCAGAAAUGGGAAUUUUGGUUCUUUUGAUACAUAAAGGGAAACAACAAGUGAAGGCUGGGUUCUUCGCUAGCGAGGCAAUACCAGCAUCUCUUGUAACAGUUCCUCCUCAGCCUGUAUCGCAAACACACGAUGCCAUGUUUGACACAAGGCCGCGACUCUCAUCAAUCACUCCGCCGACUCUAUUGCCUCCGAAUCAUUUCCAAGGAACUGGUGCUCCACCUGACUUCUCGUUCACCACCAUGUUGAACGCUCCUUUACAGCCUUCGCCAUUUUCGACUGUCCCGCCCUCUUACAUGGAACAGACACAAAGAGCGCAGUCAAUACAAAUGCAAAACUAUCUUCCAGGGACUCAAAUGCGGCAUACUAGUCCAGUGACGGCACAACUCAACCCAUACCACAUGUUCCUUGAAAGAGACGGCACACACUCACACAUACCUCGCGUUGGGUCGCCUCUGAGGUACUCCUUUAACUCGCCACCGCCUCCGACACAGUCGCCCAUCGGCAGGGCCGACAUGGUGAUGCCUCUGAAUAUGUCCACCACAGGCUCCCAUGCGCGGAGUCUCCCAGUUCGUGAAAGUCCUGAAGUCGGCUCUUUUGAAAGUCGCUCGGAUGUGGAUACCAAGAGCUGUGAUACGCGCGCAGACUUGAUAAAAGACCUUUCGCUAGAACCGUUCCGUCAACAGCCAUUGCACGACCAGGACUUUCGCAAACAGAUGCCUCGACCCAGACAGUUGCCGUUUGAUUCACGCGCAAAGACCGCCGCACCAUAUAAGAAGCCUGAGGUGUUUGCAGACCACCCUCUCAGCUCUAAAUCGGCGAGUGCAUUUGCGAGUGUGAAAGCCAAAGAUGGUAUGUACAAGGACGCCGAAUGUCAGACAACCCUCCCAAAAGGCCCAAAAGUUUCAACUAGCUCCCAUAAGUCCUCAGAAUCAAGGCAAGGAAGCUCGGGCGUGGAGCUCCUACCAUGGGUUAUACUCAGUGACUACAACACGUUGAAGGAUUUGAAUCAAGCAACAACCCCGUUGGUUGAACAGUUCGGACAGGAUGUUGCCAGGGGCGGUGAUGCAGCUUUGCUUGCACAGUUCUAUUCAAAGCAACUAUGGGCAAGACGUAGAGACUUCUGGUAUGAAAAGUUGCAAGUCAUGGCCGGUGGGGAGUGA
Molecule: messenger RNA, 1302 nt
Organism: Fusarium subglutinans
Lineage: Eukaryota; Fungi; Ascomycota; Sordariomycetes; Hypocreales; Nectriaceae
Exons: 3
Coding region: 1-1302 (433 amino acids)
Source: RefSeq, a predicted model, not a curated record